Trichoplusia ni (cabbage looper) is the source of this 3281-nucleotide messenger RNA. RefSeq lists its product as uncharacterized. Gene Ontology annotation, cellular component: extracellular region. The transcript is spliced from 7 exons. The record is from RefSeq and is a predicted model, not a curated record. The coding region runs from base 330 to 3113 and encodes 927 amino acids. NCBI's taxonomy places the organism in Eukaryota, Metazoa, Arthropoda, Insecta, Lepidoptera, Noctuidae.
AUAUUUAGCAAUCCUAGCCUCUCAUGGGUCGUUAAUUUAAAACAUUUCGCAAGCAAUCGUGAUGUAUCCCAGGUCCUCCAAUGAAAUGCAGAAGUCACUCAUGUGUCCAAAUCGCGAAAGCUGCUCCGUGGGGGGCAGAACGUGCUCUUAUGGAAAGGGCGCGAUCACACCGCACCGACAGACAAACUCAACCGGUGUGCUUGCGCUAACGUAUUUCUGCGAUGCGGAGAGCCGCGUCGAGAUCGGUCAGUGAAAACCGCCUUAGGAGAGACAAGUUCCAGUUAUAGUGUUUAAUAUAGUUUAUAGAGUUUUAGCGUGUGACGUAAGCGAUGGCGGUGUCGCAUCAGUGGUUCGUGCAGUGGUCCGCCCCGCCGGUGCUCUUCGCAGACAUCACUAGUCAGUACAAUGACGUCAACGGCCGAUGGAAAAAUGACGUUCCUAAAUGGAGUGAUACUUUAGAAGUUCCUGAACAAAUUGUUCAUAGACAAAAUGACUCUACUAAUCGUGAUAACAUGAUAGAUGAUAACAAUUACGGAUUGAAAACGGAAAAAAAUAAUGACCGUGCGCACGCGGCGGGCAUCACGCUCUGGCUGACGAUGCUGGGAGUGAUGCGCGCGCAGUCCGUGCCCGCCGACAACGACACGCCGCCCUUCAGCACGCUGUACAAGUGGAAGCACGUCGACUACGAGUUCCCCUCGCCCCGGCAUCGUAGACAUGCUCUGUCUACUGGUAAGUAUGUGCCUGCCAACGUGCUCCCCUUGGGGCUGGAGGUGUGGGGUGACCGCGUGUGGGUGACGGUGCCGGCGUGGCGGCGCGGCGUGCCGGCCACUCUGGCCACACUGCCGCGAGAGGGAGGGAUCGCCUCGCCGCAGCUCAGGCCCUAUCCAGACUGGAGCUUCCAUACAGCAUUUGGAGACGCAAAGAACUGCACAGGGCUGACAUCAGUUUUUCGAGUCAAUAUUGACCCCUGUGGAAGACUAUGGGUUUUGGAUUCCGGUCAGAUAGACUCACAAGAUAACCCCAAACAACUGUGCCCCCCCAGUAUAGUGGUGUUUGAUAUUUACACAGACAAACUUAUAGCGCGGUAUCCAAUCCCGCAACAGUACGUGUUACAAGAUUCCCUGUUCGCUAACAUCAUCGUGGACACGAGGACCCCGGACUGUUCAGACCUUCAUGUCUACAUAGCCGACACCUGGAGGUUCGGGCUUCUUGUUUUCAGAUUAAGUGAUGUACGGUUUUGGAGAUUCACUCACCCCUUAUUCUUCCCGGAUCCCCUGGCUUCAAACUUCACUCUACAUGGACUAAACUUCCAAUGGACCGACGGAAUAUUUGGAUUAGCACUUACGCCUCCUGAUCUUUUCGAGGAUCGCCUCUUAUUCUUCCACCCUAUGUCCAGCAACAGAGAAUUUUACGUAUCUACGUCAAUUUUACGAGAACCCUCUCGAGUCAGCAAUAGUUCUUCGGAAUUCAAUCUAGUCGGCGAAAGUAGAGGGAUUCAUGGACAGUCUUCUGCUUCAGCAAUCGAUAGACGAGGAAUCAUGUUCUACGGUUUAGUUACUCGAGAUAGUAUAGGAUGUUGGGACACUAAAAAACCCUAUAGAAAGAAAACUAUAGAAGUCGUGGCAAUGAAUGCAGAGACUUUGGUGUUCCCGAAUGACAUUAAAGUCGACCAAGAGGAAAGACAGAGCCUUUGGGUGAUAUCGAAUCGGUUGCCGAUGUUCCAGGCGGGGCCGCUAGAUCCAGACGACUAUAACUUCCGGAUCAUGUAUGCUGACACCUCAGAAGCGGUGCGCGGAACUGUGUGUGACCCUGACCUAGAGCUGCCUCCUAAUAAAGACAUAAUACAUCGCGGAUGGUUGCCAGUAUUGCUAUGUGUGAUACUUGCUAGUAUCGCGACGGCAAGUCAUGGGUAUAUACAAAUUGCUAGUAAGAGUCCUAUAGGCACUUUGUACAGAUGGAAACAAAUUGACUACGAGUUCGCGACACCUGAAGCUCGUGAACUGGCUAUCAAUAAUGGUCAAUUCAUACAAGCUAACGUAAUACCUCUGGGUAUCGAAAGAUGGAAGGACCGUGUGUUUGUCAGCACACCUGCAUGGAAGAAAGGUGUCCCGGCGACUUUGUCCUCCCUCCCGAUAGGAGCCCCUUCUGAGUCACCUCGGCUAGAACCAUACCCCAACUGGGACUGGCACAAUGCAGUCAACUGCACCGGAUUCACGUCAGUCUUUCGUAUGAGUAUUGACCACUGCGGCGUGAUGUGGAUCCUCGACUCCGGUCAAGUGGAAGCAUUUGAGACACCUCGUCAGAUUUGUCCGCCAACGCUGAUUGCAAUCAAUUUAAACACUGACACAGUAGUGGCGCGGUAUCCAAUUCCAAGCGAGUUCGUUCUCCAGAAUUCCUUGAUCACUAACCUGGUUGUGGACUCCAGAGACGUGCGAUGCCGAGAUCUCCAUGUAUACAUAGCUGACGCGUGGCGCUUCGGAUUGAUCGUCUUCAGAGAAGAGGACGCAGCGUUCUGGCGAUUCAGUCACUACAGCUUCUAUCCGGAACCAUUGCUGUCGAAUUACACAUUACACGGUUUGAAUUAUCAAUGGUCUGACGGCCUAUUCGGUAUGUCCUUAGGCAAGUACCAACAAGGAGACCGACCUCUUUACUACCACUCUAUGUCGAGUUCUCUAGAAUUCGUCGUGCCCACAUCCGUUAUACGGGACCCAGCGCGCGUGAGCAAUGCAGUGGGCGAGUUCAAGCUGCUCGGCGACAGCCGCGGCGCAGACGGGCAGGUCUCAGCCGCAGCCGUCGACCGCAACGGUGUUAUGUUCUUUAACCUCAUUUCACGCGACAGUAUCGGGUGUUGGGACACACGUAAACCUUACUCAAACCGAAAUUUAAUCAUUGUAGCGCAAAAUAAUCAAACUAUGAUCUUUCCUAAUGAUUUAAGAAUGGAUCACGAGGUCCCUCAGAUGGCGUGGAUCAUUACCAAUAAACUUCCUAUGUACCAAUUCAAUUUAAUAGAUCCCAAUGAAUAUAACUAUCGUAUACUGUACUUGGACCCUGUAGCAGUUGUUCAAAAUAGUAUAUGUCAACCUGAAAUUAUCAACCUUAGUGACUAUUAUUAAUUACACAUUAUAGUAUAUACUUAAGUUAAUGCUUAGAAUGUUUUAUUUAUGAAUAUACAUAUAGAACUUAAUAAGUAAUAUAAUUUUAAGGCCUUUGUGCAAAGUAACUCUUUGGACUAUAUCCUGUUACUGGGUAUUUGGUUUGUUAAAUAAAUCUUUAUCAGGAGA